Molecule: messenger RNA, 962 nt
Organism: Fusarium verticillioides 7600
Lineage: Eukaryota; Fungi; Ascomycota; Sordariomycetes; Hypocreales; Nectriaceae
Exons: 1
Coding region: 179-742 (187 amino acids)
Source: RefSeq, a predicted model, not a curated record
CUCCUCGCCUUGCCUUGAGACAAUCUUAAAUACAAAGCCCUUGGAAUCCUUCUGGUGGUUCUCGCAUCCAUCGCAAUUGUCUUGAGUAAACUCUCGUUAAUAGCCAUCAACUCGUUCUUAUUUCUCCGCUUCAACGACCAACACCAACACUUUACUUUUAAUAAUACCUCCAAUCACAAUGCGCUCUGCCAUCAUCCUCACUGUCGGCGCGACCGUCGUCGCUGCCUCGCACCCCGCUCUCGAGCGCCUCGAGAAGCGCGAUGCUAAGGAGUGCGCUUCCGUCGCCUCCAGCAUCCUCCCCGACCUCACCGCCAUCCCUACUCCCGACUCUUCGCUCGCGAGCUUCCUCGCCAAGCAGACCGAUGCCAUGACCAUGACCGACCAAUGUGUCAUCCCCGCCGUCACUGGCUCCAUGGCCAAGGAGUACACUUCCUACGCUUCCAAGCUCAGCUCUUGGUAUAUCGACCAGAAGGAUGGCAUCUCCUCCCUUCUCGAAGCCUGCAGCGACGUCCCUGAGGUCAGCUCUCGCAUCGCCGACCUCAAGGAGACUGCCACCAUUUGCGAUAAGGUCACCUGGGCCAAGGAGACUGGCUCUUCUUCUUCCAGCGGUGAUGCUUCCCAGUCCAGCGACGCUGCUGCUUCUAGCUCCACCGCCGACAAGGGUAACGCUGCUGGCGUCAACUCCAUCAAGGCUGUUGCCGCCCUCGCUGUCGCUGGUCUUGCUGGUGUCAUGAUGCUGUAAAAGGUUCAUGCCUGAUAGGGGGAUAAUAACGGACAAUACCCGUGGGUGACGGCGUCUUGGCUUUUCGAUUCAUUUGGCCUGGUGUACUGGUCUCUAGUUUUACUCUAAAAAUACUCAAUACAAGCGUUGUGGCUACUGUACUCUGUAGCCUUUCUAUAAUUGCCUAACUUCGUUGACUCCAACGUGCUCAAAUGUCAUUGACACACUGUUUCAUUGACGU